Molecule: messenger RNA, 2467 nt
Organism: Oncorhynchus tshawytscha (Chinook salmon)
Lineage: Eukaryota; Metazoa; Chordata; Actinopteri; Salmoniformes; Salmonidae
Product: sodium- and chloride-dependent taurine transporter-like
Exons: 14
Coding region: 194-2074 (626 amino acids)
Biological process (GO): taurine transmembrane transport; sodium ion transmembrane transport; neurotransmitter transport
Cellular component (GO): plasma membrane
Molecular function (GO): taurine:sodium symporter activity
Source: RefSeq, a predicted model, not a curated record
UCCUGUUGCACUGGGAGGUUGGCCGGUGUUUUUCCACACAUGGUCACCCAUUUUAAGAGACAAAGGUCAGAAAGAAAACCUUAUAAAUAACAUUUACCGCCGUAAGUCUCACUAUUCAACACGCCGUCCACCGUACUACACUGAAGGGACUGAUCAAUUCUAAAGGAAUAAAAUCAAUUCAAGCCAAUACAGCAUGGCACAGAAAGAGAAGCUCCAGUGUCUGAAGGACUUCCAUAAGGACACGCUGAAGCCUUCCCCAGGGAAGAGCCCGGGUACCCGGCCCGAGGACGAGGCAGAGGGGAAGCCCGUCCAGAGGGAGAAGUGGAACUCCAAGCUUGACUUUAUCCUGUCCGUCGCUGGGGGCUUCGUGGGUUUAGGGAACGUCUGGCGUUUCCCAUACCUCUGCUAUAAGAAUGGCGGAGGUGCAUUUCUCAUCCCGUACUUCAUCUUCCUCUUUGGCGGAGGUCUCCCUGUGUUUUUCCUGGAGGUGGCCCUCGGACAGUACACCUCCGAGGGUGGAAUCACCUGCUGGGAAAAGCUUUGCCCCAUCUUUACUGGUAUCGGCUACGCUUCGAUUGUGAUCGUGUCCCUCCUGAACAUCUACUACAUAGUGAUUCUGGCCUGGGGUUUGUACUACCUGUUCCAGUGCUUCCAGCCGGAGCUGCCCUGGGCCAAGUGUAAGAACUCCUGGAACACAGACCGCUGUGUGGAGGACACCGUCCGUAAGAACAAGACCCUGAUGCUGGCCGCUAACAUCACCAACUUCACCUCGCCUGUCACUGAGUUCUGGGAACGUAACGUCCUUAGCAUCUCCAGUGGCAUCGAUGAAAUCGGGGAGGUCAAAUGGGACCUUGCUCUGUGUCUGCUGGGGGUCUGGGUCAUCUGUUUCUUCUGUAUCUGGAAGGGAGUCAAAUCCACUGGGAAGGUUGUGUACGUCACUGCUACCUUCCCCUUCGUCAUGCUGAUCAUUCUGUUGAUCCGCGGCGUCACUCUGCCAGGAGCAUCUGAAGGAAUCAAGUUCUACCUGUACCCAGACCUGCAACGUCUCAAAGACCCUGAGGUUUGGAUCGAUGCAGGCACUCAGAUCUUCUUCUCCUAUGCCAUCUGUCUGGGAGCUAUGACGUCACUGGGGAGCUACAACAAAUACAAAUACAACUGCUAUAGGGACUGUUUGCUGCUGGGAGGCCUCAACAGCGGUACCAGUUUUGUGUCUGGCUUCGCAAUAUUUUCCGUCCUGGGCUUCAUGGCACAAGAGCAAGGGGUGGACAUUGCCGAUGUGGCAGAGUCAGGUCCUGGCUUGGCCUUCAUUGCCUAUCCUAAAGCUGUGUCUAUGAUGCCGCUGCCAACCUUCUGGGCUAUUCUCUUCUUCAUCAUGCUUCUGCUACUGGGUCUCGACAGUCAGUUUGUGGAAGUGGAAGGACAGAUCACCUCCUUGGUGGAUCUGUAUCCCUCCUUCCUAAGGAAGGGUUACCGUCGGGAACUUUUUAUAGCAACAGUGUGCUCCAUAAGCUAUCUUCUGGGACUUACCAUGGUUACUAGGGGUGGCAUGUAUGUAUUUCAGCUCUUUGACUACUAUGCAGCCAGCGGAGUGUGCCUUUUGUGGGUUGCAUUCUUUGAAUGUAUUGCUGUAGCCUGGGUUUAUGGCGUUGAUAAUUUCUAUGAUGCGAUUGAAGACAUGAUUGGCUACAGACCAAAUGCCUGGAUGAAAUGGAGCUGGUCUUUUAUCACACCUCUUCUUUGUGUGGGUUGCUUUGUCUUCUCCUUGGUCAAAUACAAACCUUUGACUUACAACAAGAUCUACGAGUACCCCGACUGGUCCAUCGGCGUGGGCUGGACUCUGGCCCUGGCUUCUAUGAUCUGUAUUCCUAUGGUGGUGGUCAUCAAGAUCAUCCAGUCCGAUGGACCACUCAUAGAGAGGAUCAAGGCUGUGGCAGCUCCGCUGGGAGGUGCUAGCUCCCGUCCAGUCGACCACCGUCCCAAGGGCAUGUCCGCCGAGCUGGCCUACCCCCUGGACCCUAACGGGAACAACGGCCUGAUCAAGCCCACCCACACUAUUGUAGAAACUAUGAUGUGAGCGCUCUCUGUGAGAGGAACGAAUUUUAAAAAAGAAAAAAAGAAAAAAAAAGAAAUGACCCGCUUUCUAUGUUAUUAUACUAUAUUAUCACUAAACUAGUUAUAGGACCAGGUUUACAUUGCUAUGUAUCUGCACUAGGAGUCUUCUUUUUGUUUUUGUUUUCUACAGAGGAAGUUACAUUAUUUGGUUUCCUGUCUAUGUUUUUAAUAUUUUUUUAUUAAACUAUUGUUAUUAAUAUUACUGUUAUUACGAUUAAUGUAGUUAGAAGGAAAUGUAGAUUUCCGUGCCACUUGGAGCAAGCAGAAUCAGUACAUGGUCCAUUUUUACUUCUUCUUCUUUCCUGUAGAACUAUAAGCGGUCGUCUCUAUUUUAGGAAUCUUUUUUUUUUUUUUU